Sebastes umbrosus (honeycomb rockfish) is the source of this 3964-nucleotide messenger RNA. RefSeq names its product C1q and TNF related 4 (gene c1qtnf4). The record is from RefSeq and is a predicted model, not a curated record. The transcript is spliced from 3 exons. Lineage: Eukaryota; Metazoa; Chordata; Actinopteri; Perciformes; Sebastidae. The coding region runs from base 347 to 1519 and encodes 390 amino acids. Gene Ontology annotation, molecular function: protein binding.
AUCAGAUCACAGCCCCCCCCCCCCCCCCUUAGCAUACAUACUAUACAUUGUGUGGGUAUAUAGGUGGUGGUGAUGGGUGGGGGUUGCCUAAUGCAGCUUCAAAGACAGCAGCAGGUUGAGGGGAAGACACUGAAGGAGGGAGAAAAGAGGCAGAUGGAGAAAAAACAGCGAGUGACGGAAAAAAAAAAAGAGCAAGGAGGGUGAGCAGAGAGGGGAGGAGAGAGAGUAAAGAGGGAGGGGAGGUUGAUCCAACAGCGCCUGGUGAGACAGAAGUUUCAGCUCUGCGCUUCACACACACACAACCAGGACACAAGAUAACACACAUACAUACAUCCAUACAGAUAAGAUGCUGCUCCCGGCGAGCGUUCUGAUUGGCCUGCUGUGCCUGAGCCAUGCGGGCGGUGCGUGGGGUUUCGCCCGUCUGCUGGACGACGUGGAGCUACGCUCGGCGUUCUCCGUCGCGCGCACCAACAGCAUGGAAGGCGGGCCCAAGAUGACCGUGACCUUCGACGCCGUUUACGUCAACAUCGGCGGGGAUUUCGACCCCAAGGCCGGCCUGUUCCGCUGUCGCAUCACCGGGGCGUACUACUUCUCCUUCACGGUGGGGAAGUUCCCUCACAAGGACCUGUCGGUGAUGCUGAUGAAGAACAGGAACGAGGUGCAGGCCAUCGUGUACGAGGAGAACGCCGGAGAGGAGAGGAAGGUGCAGAGCCAGAGCGUCAUGCUGCAGCUGGAGUUCGGCGACACCGUCUGGCUCCGUCUCCAUGGCGACCCUCGCUACGCGCUCUACAGCAACACCGGACACUACACCACCUUCAACGGUUACCUCGUCUACCCCGACACCUACGGCUUCCAGACGCACCCCCACCAGCAGCAGCACACGGCCGUAAACUCCCAGCAGCCCCAGCAAGACAACACCCCGCUGCUGAGCAGCAACCAGGCCGCAGAGCACGCCCUGUCUGCGGCGGUGGAGGAGGAGGAGAAGGAGCUGCAACAUAGGGAGGAAGAAGAAGAGGAGGAUGAUGAUGACGACGACGAAGAGGACGACCAGAGAUCUGCGUUCUCGGUAGGGCGCACCCAGAGCAUCGUGGGAGUCGACCAAGUGGGCAUGCCGCAGCACCAGCCGGUCAGCUUCGACACGGCGUUCGUCAACAUCGGGGAUGACUUCAACGUGACGGAGGGGGUGUUCACGUGCCGCGUUCCCGGCGCCUACUACUUCUCCUUCAACGUGGGCAAGCUGCCGCAGAAGACGCUGUCCGUCAAGCUGAUGAAGAACCACCUGGAGGUGCAGGCGAUGAUCUACGACGACAGCCAGGGCGAGAAAGCUCUGCAGAGUCAGAGCUUGAUGCUGUCGCUGAAACCGGGCGACACCGUCUGGCUCUACUCCCACCAGCGGGACGGCUUCGGGGCCUACAGCAACCACGCCAAAUACAUCACCUUCACGGGCUUCCUGGUUUACCCAGACUUCCCCAACACCACCGCCACCACCAGCCAAUCAUACGCAGACAAGAAACCCUAGCUGCAGCACACACGAGCUGGGGACUGAACAUUGUGGGGGGGAUUCAUGCGGAAAAGUCUGAGUUUGUGGGUUGUGAGCAGAGUGGAGAAUUCUCGCGGAUGUCUUUGACGCUUCCUCUUCGUGUGAAUUCCUUCACAGGGACCUUGGACUGAGUGCGGAGCUUAAUGAAAAUCUCUUCAAUUUCCAGCUAAAUGGCUUCCCAGGAUAUGACUUCAUCACACUCAAAUGUGGAACCUUGAAUGACAGUAAUGUGAACUCUAAUUGAAUAUUUCACUCUAUAAUGAAAACUCAUCAUCACCUGCUUCCCCCUCUGUGUCUCAGCCCAACUCUCGUUUUAAAGGAAUGGUUUGGUGCUGCGUCUCAAAUUGGAUAAUUUCGUUAGUACGCCUCCAUGUAGUACACUGUUUGCACAACACAUACUUGUGUAGUGUGUGGAUUUCAACAGGGGUAGUGUUGCCUCAAAUCUCACGCGGCUUCAAUCCGACUACAGUAUAGUGGUACUUAGUGAAAGAAAACACAUGAAUAACUUAAAUUUGUAUAGUUCGGUGCCACCAUUUUCACGAGUUUAAUACAGGUUUGGAACCCCCCCCUUCCACUACGUAGCAAAGAUAGCGACUGUUUUAAGUACAACAUCCGGGUAUUUAGAGUGCACUGCAUUUUGCCAUAAUUCUCAGUGUGAACGCACUCAAAAUAGCAAGUGUAAGUGCACAAAUUGAAACACAGCAUGGGGUGUUUUGAAAGAGGUACUUAUCCAUAGUCAGUGUAGUACCUACGGCAGACAGCAGUAGUAGCAGUAGUAUGCUAUAUUUAGAAUAUUUUCAUCGCUAUACCUCGCCGUCAAUCAUCCUUUUCUGAUGGGGAACUGAUGCUGUCAUCAAAGCCACCAGACUCCAUUAACAAAAAAAGUAAUUUUCCCUCGCCGAACACAGGAGUUGCUGGUCUACCGCUGCCUCGAUCGGUUUGUUUGUGUUAUUGUGUGACUUUUGGUGUUUUAAUGGGUUAGUUCGGGUAAGACGUUACAAACAGUCCCUUUAAACUGAUUUUUUUAGGUGUCUAAAAUACGUUUUGCUGCUGCCCCCGUCCACAGCAGUACAUUGCGUUGCUCCCGUGCUGGUACUCCUUUCUGUUUCUCCAAACUGGGGGCGUGCCGGCCGCCAUCUACUGGAUAAGUAACCGAUACAACACCACUUGAAAACACCUGAACUAUCCCUUUAAAUUAGUGCAACCACCACAAGGAGUUAGAUAUCGUACUUGUGUGUCAUUGCGAUUUGUGGCAGCUCAAAAAAAGAUCCCGAAUCCAUGGUUAAUACACCACGGUCAGAUGAUUAAUAGUUGAUGCAAAUGUUGGAAGGAAAGUCCAAUUGAAGUGAAAACAAAAUGUCAAUUCAGUCCAAUUACCAACUAAAUUGUGAUUAAAUAAAUUUGAUGACCUUUUUUAAAAACUAUAAUCCCGGCUCAUUAAGUGCAGUAGCGGUAGGAGACUUUGGUCAUCCUACAUGAAGGUGAGGAGGUGAUCACAUUUUUCAUUUUGAAGUGAAAUAUUUCUGUAUCUGUUAUCCUCGUCAGCGACUCGAUGUUUCUGCUCGUAUGUAAAACAAGUCACGUUCCUUUACUUUAUGUCUUUAGAGGCAUGUGAAACUGAUAUGAACAGUGUGUUUUGUGUCAAAAUGAGUCUCUCUUUCCUUCGUUCUGGAGUGUUUUAUCGCUCUGAUACUCUGAUACCACAGCGGGAGCGAAGAGGACAACAGGACCAAGCUGACAUCGUUUUCUGGGGGUAAAGACUGCGUAUCCGUCCCCGUAUAUAUACACCGCCUGUUUGACCACAUGCCACCUCCCUCCGGGCCUGGCGGGGAUCUGGACCGUAAUUUGAUUUCUAAAUCUAGCAGCAGUUUAAUUCGUGUCUUCAGAUGGCGACCACAGUGGGGAAAAUUUAACAGCUUUUCUCCCGGGCCGCUGUAUAAUAUGCAUGUCUGUUUAAUUUCACACCGCCGGGGGAGAAAGAUGAUGCUGUUCAGAUUGUGAUGAACCUUGACUUUAUGAAAUCACCUUCUCUGUUGGAGAGGCUCCGUGUGAAGUGAUACUUCGCUGUGAUUGAACAUUUAAAUUUUUUUUAUUACAGUUAACUGGAGGUGAAACUGUACUGCAAGCGGGCUAAUUGACUACAUCAAAACGUGACUCAGCAAGAGAGAGAGAGCUGCUUAAAUGAUAAUAUAUUGGACUUUAACUUUAAAGGUUGGUUCACCCGAUUUCUGAUGCCUCAUUUCAAUACACUAGAAGUGAAAAUAGUUUUGUGUUUGGUGCUCAAACUACAUUGAAAGUUACACUAAACAAUAUUUUUGUGUUAACAAUGGACCAAAGUCUCACGACAGCCCAGAAUUAUUCUGUUUUGGUUCACUCUCACUGUUCUCAUCAACUUUCCAACCAAAAAAAACACCCCAACACUCA